Durio zibethinus is the source of this 3222-nucleotide messenger RNA. The record is from RefSeq and is a predicted model, not a curated record. Lineage: Eukaryota; Viridiplantae; Streptophyta; Magnoliopsida; Malvales; Malvaceae.
AUGCCAAGUAGAUCAGCCGCCGGUGUCCGAACGGGUGUGAGAGUCGUCGUCGCUGGUGACCGCGGCACGGGUAAAUCCAGCCUCAUAGUCGCUGCAGCUUCCGACUCUUUCCCUGAGUACGUCUCGGCAGUUCUCCCCCCAACUCGCCUCCCCUCUGACUUCUACCCCGAUGGCGUCCCCAUCACCAUUGUUGACACCUCCUCAAGCAUGGAGAGCAGAGUAAAACUUAUUGAUGAGUUGAAGCGAGCUGAUGCUGUGGUAUUAACAUAUGCUUGUGAUCAACCCAUGACACUCAGUCGUCUGACUACUUUUUGGCUUCCUGAGCUUCAUAAAUUAGAGGUUAAGGCACCAGUGAUUGUUGUUGGGUGCAAACUAGAUUUACGAGAUGAGCGUCAGCCCAUGAACUUGGAACAAGUUAUGGCACCAAUCAUGCAAAAGUUCAGGGAGAUUGAGACCUGUAUAGAAUGUUCCUCUGCUACGCUAAUUCAGGUCCCUGAUGUGUUCUAUUAUGCUCAAAAGGCAGUUCUUCACCCGACAGCUCCACUAUUUGAUCAUGAGAAACAAUGUCUGAAACCACGAUGUAUCAGAGCAUUGAAACGGAUAUUUAUGCUUUGUGAUCAUGACAUGGAUGGAGCCCUUAGUGAUGCAGAGUUGAAUGAAUUUCAGGUUAAAUGUUUUAAUGCACCAUUACAACCUGCUGAGAUAGUGGUUGUAAAGAGUGUGGUGCAAGAGAGGAUAAGAGGAGGAGUCAAUGACCUUGGUCUUACUCUUGAAGGUUUCCUAUUUCUUCAUGCUCUUUUUAUAGAAAAAGGGCGUGUUGAGACAGCUUGGGCUGUCUUGAGAAAGUUUGGAUAUGAUGAUGAUUUAAAGCUUAGGGAUGAUAUUCUUCCAGUUCCAACCAAGCAUGCCCCUGAUCAGAGUGUGGAGCUGACAAAUGAAGCUCUAGACUUUUUGCGUGGGAUCUUCCAAUUGUAUGACAGUGACAAUGAUGGAUCCUUGCAACCUUCUGAGCUUGAUGAUAUCUUUGUAACCGCUCCAGAAAGUCCCUGGACUGUGGGCCCUUAUGUAGAUGCUGCAGAGAGAACAUAUCAAGGAAAUUUGACUCUUAAUGGGUUUUUAUCUGAGUGGGCCAUGAUGACGAGUCUGGAUCCAGCAUGUAGUUUGGCUAAUUUGAUUUGCAUUGGAUAUGGUGGAGAUCCAACUUCAGCCCUUCGUGUUACUAGGAGAAGAUCUGCAGAUCGCAAGAAGCAACGGACAGAAAGAAACGUUUUUCACUGCUUUGUUUUUGGUCCUAAAAGAUCUGGGAAGUCUGCUUUGAUGAAUUCAUUUUUAGGAAGGCCUUUCUCAAGCAACUAUACUCCAACAAAUGCUGUACAUUAUGCAACGAACAUGGUUGAACAGAUUGGGGGUACUCAGAAAACCCUUAUUUUGCAAGAGAUACCAGAAGAUGGAGUUAAGAAAUUCCUGUUCAAUAAGGAAUGUUUGGCAGCCUGUGAUGUAUCUGUAUUUUUGUAUGACAGUUCAGAUGAAUAUUCAUGGAAAAGAUCAAGAGAAUUGCUUCUGGAAGUUGCUAGGCAGGGAGAGGAAUGUGGUUAUGGGGUGCCUUGCCUCCUCAUUGCAGCAAAGGAUGACUUAGAUCCAUAUCCAAUGGCACUGCAAAACUCUGCAAGAGUUACUCAGCAGUUGGGAAUGGAAGCUCCAUUUCAUGUAAGCGUGAAAUUAAGAGAUUCCAAAAAUGUAUUUUCUAAAAUCAUAAGUGCAGCAGAACACCCUCAUAUGAGCAUUCCUGAAACUGAGAAAGGGAAGAAAAGGAGGCAAUAUCGCCGGCUCGUUAAUAGCUCACUUAUAUUUGUUUCACUUGGAGCUGCUGUUGCUGUUGUUGGACUGGCAGCUUAUCGUGCUUAUGCUGCAAGGAAGAAUACUUGAAAGAUGGUCCAUUUGUUCAUCAGCUGCCAUUGCUUUUUUGCUGCAUUUGCAACUCAAAUAAAUCGUAAGUACAUGUAUCCUUGAUUGGAUUUUCAAACUGAAGCCUGUAUAUAAUUUGUUGGAAUUAUUUCAGCAAGGCUGGAGUUUUGUAUCAAUUUCCAUGGUGGCAUUUCAUGCCAAUUAUCAGUUAUGGUAGGAACUGUUAUCCUUGAAAGUGUGAUUGUUUAUAUUGACUUGUGGUUGAGGCAUAGCCUAAUGGCAGCAACACCUCGCUCGGAAUUAUGAUUACUAGCUCAAAUUCUCCCCCUCCAAAACUUUUAAUUGGCUUGUAUUGUUUAACGAGGAUGAGUACAAGGCAGUUUUUUUAAGGCAUCUAGUGUUUGGAAGGAGCAAUGUUUGCAUCUUUGCCUUUAGAUACCUGUUUCCUUAGAUGAAUGGUGAUCUGCCGGUUGCGGUUUUUUACCUAGUUAUGGUUACUCCAAAACAGCAUUUUGGGUAGGAAUGAACUGAAAAAGGUAGGAAUCGAAUUGAAAUAAUCGGAUACUUUUUUUUUUCAGUCAGUUAUCCUCAACCUUAUUCAUGGUAGUAUACAUUAGUAAUGACUGAUCAUCCUGACGAAAGACAGGUGUUGGGCUGUUUGGCAAAGAAUGCUGGUGAGGAAAAGACUUCUUCUUGCUGUCUUCAACUUCUUGUCUAGUGUUAAAAAGGUUUAAGAAGACGCAUAAGACAUAUAAGGUGGAAGUCUUAACCCCACCGUCCUCGUACUUUAUCCUGUGGACCAAACAAGAAAAAAAAAUCUUCCCGUUCAUUGUUCAUUUCAGCCCAAGAAAGGCACUUUGCCAAACGAAAAGUUAUGCUAUUAAUUUAGUCGAGUUCUCUUUAUUUUUGCACAUAUAUCUUGGAAGUAUGAACAUUAAUUUUUGUGACCAAAGAUUGCUAAGUGGAUUUUGGAAUACCAAAUGUGGCGUAGGCAUGUACACGGUUAAAGGUCUUUGUUUUGGGAUUAUAGCGUUAUUAAAAAGUAAAUAAUAAAUAAAGGAAAAAGUUUCAUUGGUUUAAUGUAUGUUAUUUUUAAUUAAAAAAAAAACAAAUAGUAAAAAAUAUCAAUAAAGGGUAGUCUUAAUUCAAUCGUGAUGAAUGAAUUCGGUCAUGUUUUGGUUAGUGAAAACUCGAGUCUGGAUUAAAACCGAAUUGAUUAUUUAAAAAAUAGUAACAAAUGGAAAAGAAAAGGUAACUAGUUUGCAAAGAGAUUAACUUUUUCUUUUGAAGUAAAAUCGAAAUAGACUCGGCAAUCUU